GUCAACCAUUUCAAGUAAGUGUCAGUUCGGGUGUGGCUUGUCGUUUUGACAAAAGCAAAACAUGAAACUUUGAAUUGAAUUCAUAACAAAAAUAUUAUAACAAGUGCCUUUAUUUCUCCGGACACAUUAGUAAAACAACAAUAUGCUCCGACACUGCAAGCUUAGCAUUGUUAUCGUUCUUCUUUCAGUCAUAAAUGUCUUAAGUUUGGAGUGUUAUGUCUGCGAGAAUCAAGAGGACAACAAUGAAAAAUGUGUCAAAACUAUAAGAAACUGUGAAUAUAACCAGGAUGUAUGCUUGACUGAGAUCAAAUGGGGAAGUACACCUUAUUGGUCCCAAGGAGCUAAGAAACAGUACUAUGUAUCUAAAAGGUGUUCAAAUAAAACGGAAUGCGCUACUACAAGACAGAGAUACAUGUCACUUUGUACACAUAUUUGGUACCAAGAUUGGGUGUGUUCGGAUUGUUGCCUUGGAGACAGAUGCAACUAUUAUAUUAUAAUAUGCCAUAGUUUUUACAACCCUACCGAUAGCGGUGCUGUGCAAAUUACUCAGAGUAAUUUGGAUAUGGUUUUAGCUUCCAAUGAAAUUGUUUUCAUAAAUUUUUAUGCCGAAUGGUGCAAAUUCAGUAAUAUGCUGAUGCCAAUAUUUGAUGAGGCAGCCGAUGAGGUGUCAAAGGCCGGCUACGACUCUGGAAAGGUUGUUAUGGGCAAAGUGGAUUGUGAUAAAGAGGGAGCUAUAGCAACAAGAUUCCAUAUAACCAAAUAUCCAACACUAAAAAUGUUCCGGAAUGGUAUGCCAGCUAAAAAAGAAUACAGAGGUCAAAGAUCAGCAGAAGCGUUUGCGGAGUUCAUCAAGAAGCAGCUUACAGACCCUGUAGUGACAUUUGGUUCACUCAAAGAGUUACAUGACCUGAGUGAGGAGAAGAGACAUAUUAUUGGAUACAUGGACAGGAGAGACCAGCCAGAGUAUGAGACAUUCAGGAAGGUGGCUGCUAAUCUUAAGGAUGAAUGUCUAUUUCAUGUUGGAUUUGGUGAUGCUUCACAACAGAUGCAUCCACCAGGUCAACCAAUAGUAGUGUUCAGAACAGACAGGAAAACAUCAACAGAGCCUGAUGAGACAUACCCUGGUUCCCUAUUAAACUUUGAUGACUUAUACAAAUGGGUACAGGAGAAAUGCAUACCGUUAGUCCGAGAGAUCACCUUUGAGAAUGCAGAGGAACUUACCGAAGAAGGAUUGCCAUUCCUUAUUCUAUUCCAUCUACCAUCAGACACGGAAAGUGUGAAGAGGUAUAAAGAAAUCAUCAUGACUGAAUUGGAGGGCGAGAAACAAAAUGUAAACUUCUUGACUGCCGAUGGCCAACGUUUUGAGCACCCUCUACAUCAUCUUGGCAAGUCAAUCUCGGACCUGCCCCUCAUCGCCAUCGACUCCUUCCGCCAUAUGUACAUGUUCCCAGACUACAAAGACAUGGAGAAACCUGGAAAACUGAAGCAGUUCCUUCUAGACCUUUACUCAGGAAAAUUGCACAGAGAGUUCCACUACGGCCCUGACCCAGACCAGCCUCAGAUCAACUUUGAAGUGAAGGUGACCACCCCUCCGGAGUCUACGUUCAAGAAACUCGCGCCCUCUAAGAACAGAUACACCCUUCUUAGAGACGAGUUAUAAGGUUACAGCACCUAGGUCAUUAAAUAUAGUAAUAAGUCACUUACUAAAAAAAACUACCUUAUUGUAUAAAAAUCGUUUUAUCUCGUUUUUUAUUUGGAAUAUUUGUCUUUUUCGUUAUUAAUCUCGGAUUGUUGCCGAAUUAUUUUCUUUCACUUGGUUGCAUUUGCGAACAAAACCACUUGUUUGAUUCCUUCAACUAUUUAUUGCUAACGCUUAUCGGCUGUUUCUCUAAUCGUGUACAUUUGUAAGCAUUACAGAAUGUAAUGAAUGUAUUAUGAUUAGAAUGCUGUUUCUAAGUGUUGCAUUUCUGUCCACAAUAUUUAUUUAUGAAAAUAGUGAAUAACCCGUUUCUUUGAGCCCGUAGUGUUUCUAAUUAGUGUACGUAGUUAUUUUGUAUUUUAAGUUAUGAGUUUUGGAUGUAUCGCCUUCACGACAAGCAAUCAAUUUCCUGAUAUUUCUAACCCUCUUUUCUCAUUCCGAGUUUCCUUCAAAUAUUGUAGCGUGUAUGCGAGUAUGUACGAACGAGAGUGCUUUUACGGUAGAUUUAUUUAUGCAAAUAAUAUUGUAUUAACUUAUGAAUAGUGGAGAAUGUCGAUUGUCUUCCACAUAGAACCGUCAAUACAUCAAAUAUUUUUAAAUCAGAAGAUGCAUUUUGUUAAUAAUAAAGUUUUCUAUAUCUUCAUAAAAUCGUAAAUUGUUGAAUUUGAACUAAUUUAUUACACCGAAACAUAGAUGUUGAAUGAUAUUAAUUAAAUUUUGUUUAGGUAAUCUUUAUGUAUUAAUUUACCCUCACUUUAUGUAUAUGAGUAUGAGUAUAUUAUUCUGAUAUUAUGAAGUCUUUUUGUCUACUAUUUAUUGAUUAUAUUUGAUUGUCUACGUUACUUGACCCAUAGGCUACAGAAAACAUGUUUAGUAUUGGACAGAAACAGCGUUUCGAACAUGCGCAAACAUGGACUAUCCUUAUUGAAAAUAUAAACACUGUUUUUUGAACAGAACAGAUAAGGCAAUCAUAAUUUAUUUUUACACACUGAUUCCAUGAGAGCACUGACUAAUUCGCCCGUACUUGAGAACAACUCACUACGAUAUCAUUCUGUUUGACAGUAAGACGUCUUGUUGUAAAUUUUCAGUUUCGUAAAAACGGGGGUAAUUACAAAGCAACUGAUCGGCUUUGUAAUUAGUUGAGAACCAAUCAUAACACUUUAUCUGUGAUUGGACAGACUGUCAUUGUUUGCGCAAUAUGCGUUUGAUAAACUACUAAAUUCUACAUGAAACGUUUCUGUGGUCUAAAAGAACUCAAUUUUUAGAAUUCGAUGGGUGAUAUUUACAACAUUGCACAUAUUUUCGGUAGCCAACGUCCAUAAGAAUCUAUUCGGUGAGAACUCCACAACGAGAUAAAACAUUCCUCGAUCUAAACUGAAUAGUCAUUAUUUACUGUAUUGUAUAAUUAUUAUAAUGUGAAAUGGUUGUACAAAUGUAUGUUUUGUGACGUGUGUUGUAAUAAAUUUUUUCGAGCCGAA
Trichoplusia ni (cabbage looper) is the source of this 3177-nucleotide messenger RNA. RefSeq names its product endoplasmic reticulum resident protein 44 (gene ERp44). Bases 143 to 1660 code for a protein of 505 amino acids. The record is from RefSeq and is a predicted model, not a curated record. Lineage: Eukaryota; Metazoa; Arthropoda; Insecta; Lepidoptera; Noctuidae. The transcript is spliced from 8 exons.